Molecule: messenger RNA, 1317 nt
Organism: Quercus lobata
Lineage: Eukaryota; Viridiplantae; Streptophyta; Magnoliopsida; Fagales; Fagaceae
Exons: 3
Coding region: 1-1317 (438 amino acids)
Source: RefSeq, a predicted model, not a curated record
AUGGCUUGCUCGUCCAAGGCUACAAACCACUCCCCCAAUAAAUGGUUAUGGAAGUCAGACCCCAAAAAUGUAACUUCCUUGGUGGUUAUGGAAGUUAACUCUGAAUCCUCCGAACUCCACAAUGGUAGGAGAGGUAACUGCCUCAGACAAGCACUAUAUGAGGGCUCUUCUACGGGAAGGCAAACAUAUAAAGGUGGGGGUAUUAAUAGGAUGAAACAACACUUUACAGGGAUAAAAGGUGAUAUUGGAUCGUGUAAAAAGGUAUCUCAUGAUGUGAGAUACCAAAUGUUGGAAUAUUUGAAGGAGUUUGAGUUGAAGAAAAAAGUUGAGAAACAACGUCAAGAAGAAAUGUUUAGUGUGCCUUCCACAAAUAGUGAUAUGAAAGAAGAUGAAGAUGUUCAAGAAGUAUUUAGUAGUAGGUUGCCUAAAAAACUUGUUUUAGGUAAAAGAAAGGGUACAAAGCCAAUGGAUAAUUACUUUGCUCCAAGAACUACUCCAAGAGCUCAACCUGGUCUUAAAAAUGUGUUCGAAAGCAAAGAAAAUGUGAGGCAAGCUGAUAUGGCUAUUGUAAGGUGGAUGUAUGACACUUGCAUUCCUUUUAAUGCAGUGAAUUCAGUGUACUACCAAAGGAUGAUUGAUGCCGUAGUUGCUGCUGUUCCUGGUUACAAAUGUCCAUCUUAUCAUGCUAUACGGGUCCCUUUGUUGGGGGAUCAAAAGAAAGACGUUCAAUUGUUGGUUGACUCACAACAUAGGCAUUGGACAGAAGUUGGAUGUACACUUAUGGCUGAUGGUUGGACUGAUACUAGACACAGGUCAUUGAUUAAUUUCCUUGUUUAUUGUCCUAGGAGAAUGGUAUUUGUAAAAUCAGUUGAUGCCUCAGAGAUUGUGAAGAGUUCCAGAAACUUGUUUAAAUUGUUUGAUGAAGUAGUGACAUGGAUUGGUCCAAAAUACAUAGUUCACAUGGUUACUGAUAAUGCUUCCAAUUAUGUAUUGGUUGGUAAAUUGUUGUGUGAAAAGUAUAAAACUAUUAGUUGGUCUCUUUGUGCGGCACAUUGCCUGAAUCUUGUGUUGCAGGAUAUGGGAGACAUGCCUCACGUGGAUAGACUCAAAGAACGUGCAUCCAAAGUUACCGUUUUUAUUUAUAAUCAUAUGGCUUUGAUUGCUUGGUUGAGGAAUAGACCUGGUUGGACAAAAAUUGUACGUCCGGGAGCAACAAGAUUUGCUACUACUUUCCUUGCAUUUGGAAGCAUUCAUGUGCAUAAGCAUGACUUGCAAGCCUUAGUGACUAGCAAGUUCUUUGUGGACAAUAGACAAUAG